This is a messenger RNA of Leptopilina boulardi, 1409 nucleotides long. RefSeq lists its product as uncharacterized. NCBI's taxonomy places the organism in Eukaryota, Metazoa, Arthropoda, Insecta, Hymenoptera, Figitidae. The transcript has 9 exons. Gene Ontology annotation, cellular component: plasma membrane. The coding region runs from base 222 to 1391 and encodes 389 amino acids. Gene Ontology annotation, biological process: sensory perception of smell; detection of chemical stimulus involved in sensory perception of smell. The record is from RefSeq and is a predicted model, not a curated record. Gene Ontology annotation, molecular function: olfactory receptor activity; odorant binding.
AUGAAUAUGGCUACUAUAAGAAAUUACCAUGAAUCCAUAAAUGAAACAUAAAUUCAAGUCUAUAUAUGAGGUUUGAACUUAUGUCACGAGAUUGUGUAAAGAUGAAAAAUACGUUGUAGUUUAUUCUCAGCAGCAUAUCAGCGAACAUUUCUUUGACACUUGUAUUUUUUUCUCUUCAAAGGAAAAUCAAUUUUUUUCCCCAUAUAUAUAUUUAUACAGAGAUGGAAGUCAAUUUUAAGACGACAAAAAUUGUCAUGUCAUUAAUGGGCUGUUGGCCAUUUCAAAAUCGUGCACUAAAAAUUUUUAUGAAAUUUUUUAGUAUCUUCUCUUUUGUAUGCUUGCAUAUCGCUCAAAUUUGCGCUCUUUAUACAGGACGUUAUGAUUUUGAAUUAACCGUUAAACGAAUACCAUUAAUUAUCAUGGGUUUUGUAUAUUAUGUACAUUUAUUGUUUUUCAUCAUUCAAGGGCCAAAGAUAAAUCAUUUGUUAAGUGGUAUUUCAAAAGAUUUCAAAACAUUGAAACCAUUUCUUUCUGAAAUGAAAAUUUUAACCAGAUCAACUGAUGAAGGAAGAUUUAUUGUUGCAACAUAUGCACUUUAUAUUAUGACCACUGCAAUUGUAUACAGUAUAGCAGUAAUUACUCCAGCAAUUUGUAAUAUAUUUUUAAAUGAAAAUAAAACAAUGGAAACAUAUUAUUUGUACGAUGUAGAUUACGUAGUAAUUGAUUGUAAAAAUUAUUAUUUUCUAACAAAUAUUCAUGGAUUUAUUGGUGGUAGUUUCUCAGUGGUUGGUGUAAUAACUAGUGAUAUUAUAUUGUACACAUUAAUACAACACAGUUGUGGAUUAUUUCAAGUCUUAAUGCAUCGAAUAAAAAAUAUUUCAAACAUUAUGAAUAAUGAAAAUAAAUGGAAUAUUAAGAGAAAAGAUCAGAUGUUUGAAAAAGUUGUGGAUUGUCUUAAUUUGUAUGGACAUGUACUUGAUUAUUCACAAAAAAUCAAUGAAUGCUUUUCGACUUUUCUGUUUUUUUCUACUGGAAUAAUAGUGGCACUUAUGAGCUUUCAAGGUUUAAUGUUGAUAAAAAACAUCAAUAAUAUUGAGUUUGUUAUGAAAUUUUCUUCCAUCGCUUUAGGUCAAACACUUCAUCUUUUAUCUAAUUGUGUUCCUGGACAAAAGCUAUUAGAUUAUAGCUCUAAUAUUUUUUAUUGCAUAUAUGAAAUUAAUUGGUAUGAAAUGCCCAUUAGUAUACAAAAAAUGUUAUUAUUAAUGAUGAACAGAAGUUUACGAGAAUCAAAAAUAAUGGUUGGAACACUUGUUGUAUUUUCUAUUGAAACAUAUAGUUCGCUUAUGAAAUUGACUUUCUCCUAUUUAAGUGUUUUAAAUUCCAUGAAGUAGAGUCAAGGUAACUUACAA